This is a messenger RNA of Amphiprion ocellaris (clown anemonefish), 3816 nucleotides long. It is a transcript of the gene sack1gb, whose product is annotated as protein FAM83G. The transcript has 5 exons. The coding region runs from base 615 to 3128 and encodes 837 amino acids. NCBI's taxonomy places the organism in Eukaryota, Metazoa, Chordata, Actinopteri, Pomacentridae. The record is from RefSeq and is a predicted model, not a curated record.
CGUUGCCGAAUUCCAGGUCAGACACGGACCGCUGGACCUUCCGUGAACUCUGUGUCUGGACACGACGGAGAUAAACGGACUCGUUCGCGGCUCGUUGUUGACAUCUACGACUUUUUUGUUGUUUUGUUGUUGUUGUUUUGGUUCUUUCAGUGUUUGUUGGAGGUGAGCAGCUGCCAUGUUUGAACAUCUGGAACAUCUGUCUGACUAGAGGAGGAAAAGUGACUCGUCAGCAGUGACUCAAACCGAGUUUCGACACUUUUACAGGAGGAUUAAUGACUUAUUCCUCUGUUCCAGUCGGUGUUCCGGUUCGUUCUGACUCACGGUAACUCCUCCGCCCAGACAGCCGCCGGGCCCCGGGGCUGCAGCCGCUCAACCGGGCCGCAGCCGCCGCAGACAUCCGGCCCCUGCCAGGUGGAGGCGUGUCUCUGGGCGGGAGGUUCGUGCCGAGAACACCUGAGUUAGGAACCGAAGAGCUGACAAUAGAACGACUCGCGGAUCCGUUAACAGCUCCGGUCACGAGGACACUAUGGACCGGAUCGACUGUCUCCGGGUUUGACGCUCCGGACGGAAACCGGGUCAGGGCGUGUUAAAGUGUGAUUCGGUGAACCGGGGCCAUGGCUCUGUCCCAGAUCCAGUGUCUGGACGACCACCACGUCAACUGGCGCGUGAGCGAGGGCAAACCGGAGUUCUUCUACAGCGAAGAGCAGCGGCUCGCGCUCGAGACGCUCCUUACCGGCGGCCGCGAUGCCUUCAUGGACUUCAUCCGCCAGAACGGGCUCCGGGAGUUUCUGUCCGAACCGGAGCUGGAGCGGAUUGCGCGCACGGCGGAGGCCUACCGGCCCGGAUACGAGCACCACCAGAAGCCCGACACGCCCGGACCGGGGAGCCUGACCCCGGGGAGCCUGACCGCGGGGAGCCUGACCCCCGCGGCCGCGGAAGUAGCAGAGGACGGGGAGGUGUCGCUCGAGUACUGGCCCGACCGAUCUGAGGCCUCGGUGGCGGAGCUGGACCUGGGCUGGCCCGAGUCCAUCUCAUACCGUGGGGUGACACGCGUGACCGUGUACACGCAGCCUCCCACCGAAGGGUUCACGCACAUCAAGGAGGUGGUGCGGAAGAGCAUUGCAUCAGCCCAGAAGGUGAUAGCAGUGGUGAUGGAUGUGUUUACAGAUGUGGAUAUCUUUCGAGACCUGCUGGAUGCGGCAUACAAACGCAAAAUUCCUGUAUACAUAAUCAUCGACAUGGCCGCCGUCCCCUGCUUUCUUUCUAUGUGUGCCAGGGCUGAUAUGCACCGUGGACACCUGAAGAAUCUGCGAGUUCGCUGCUGUGGAGGCGUGGAGUUCUUCACGCGAUCGGCUCAGAAGGUGCGAGGGUCUCUGAGCCAGAAGUUUCUCCUGGUAGAUGGAGACAGAGCCAUCUCAGGUUCAUACAGUUUUACUUGGUCCUCAUCUCGUUUGGACCGUAACCUCAUCACCGUGAUUACAGGACAGGCGGUGGAGACCUUCGACUUGCAGUUCCGUGAUCUUUACCUCGUGUCCAGAGGCGUGUCUCUCAACAAGGUUCCCAUGGUGGACGAACCCAUUCCUGACCCGAUCCCACACACAGCUCCCACUCCAGUACCAGCCUCCGUUGCCAGGAAGCUCAUAAAUCCCAAAUACGCCCUUGUUGCCGCGGGAACCCACACAAGCCCCACCUCCUCCGACCAGAACUCCAGCAACAAGAACUCGAGCUUCCAGAAUCCCACUGGGCUAAAGAUAAUGAAAGGACGUCUGAAGGAUGUAAUUGAAGAGUCGCCUUUACAUCCAGGAUUAGCCCAUCUGGAGAAAGCGUACCUGAUCCCGUACCUGCCCACCUGGCCGGAGCCGGACCCACCGAGCGAUGUGAUUGGCUUUAUUAACAUCAGAGAUGAAAAGCGGGCCAAUCAGGUUCACUUGCAGAGGUCGGAGAGGUUUGAGGUCAGUCAGGCGAUACGAUUCAGCUCCCCACUGACCAUGCCGCCCCAGACUGAGAAAUCUGCUUCAGAUCAGGAUACAAAAGCUGAAAAUCUUCCUGAAAAUACAAACCCCAAAACUCCUACUCCUGCCAGUCCAACCAACAAACCAAAUAAAGACCCAACAGUUUCCCCACAGCAGCCCAACAAACCUGCACCACAGGAUGCUCACAAACCAAAUGCACAACCGUCUACAUCACCACCAGUGGACAACAUUGUACAAAAUCCAGAGACACAACCUGCAGCACCUCCAGUUCCCAAACGGCGCACGCUGCAGCUAGUCAUAGACCCCGCCCCCCUAGAGCAGCCUGGCGAAGCACAGGUCACUCUGAUAAAAAUGGACCAAGUAGAUGGCUUGUUGACCAAAGCAAGACCCGAGAAGGAGCUGAUGCCCAGCCGGGGCCGCCUGACAUCAGCGCCCAACUACAGCAGGGACUCCGGCAGUAACGGUGACGACAGCCAGGACAGCACCAAGGUCAUAUGCGACCGCGCCGGCAACGACGAUCCUUCGAGCGCUUCCACGGCAUCGGAGGAGGAGUUUUAUGAUUGUAACCAGCAGGAACCGACUGACCCUUUGACCAACAUGGGGACGACCGGGUCGGGCCGAGGGAAUCGCCUAGGAGACGGGUUCAACGUGAUGGCCCGCCUCUCUCAGAGCAUGCUGGACCUGCGGGAGCCUAGCCAAUCAGACGACAGCAAAGCCCUCAUCCGCAAAUCACAGCAGCUGCGCAGACAAGGAUACCCCUCCCCACACAGGCACAUAGGACAGUUGUUUCAGACCUCUAGAUCUCCAGGUCGUGAUGGGAGACCGAGAGGACCAAAAGUUGUCAUUGCAAAACCGGGAAGUUUUCAUCGCCCGGCCCGAGCAGCUGGUCCAGUGAUUGGCGGACACCGUUACUGGCAGAGCCAAAUGCUGCAGCCCGACUCGGCCCAGCUGCGAGUUGAGUCCCGGUCUGGACGGUCGCCACGACGACACAGCCCUGGUUACAGGAAGACGGACCACAUAGCGCCGCAGCCACCAACCAACCAGUCCGGGUUACUGGGAGUUUCUUUCUCAAAGGUCAGCAGUUUAAGACACUUGAGGGCGCGGGGUGGAGUGUCGCAGAAGAAGGCACCUCAGAACAACAAGACUGGCAGGUAGAACUGUGGAGGUAACUGUGCAGGUAAACCGGCGUGUUUGUCAGCCGACGAUGUGGAAUCUUUUCUGUCUCCUUUCUUUUGUGAAAUCCUUGGGUGCAACAUAUGAGAACUAUUUAACUGGGAUUUUUUAAAUUUUAUUUUCUGGAUGUUUUUUUUUUUUUUCAAAGUGUUUUUGGCCAAUAAUGAAUUUAACGUGCAGAUAUUUAGAUGUCUGUGAGGAAAUAAUCCCUGAUAGUGAUGUAUCAGGUGGUAUUUGUGUUUACAAAUCUAUGCCUUAAACAGCAGAGCAUGGAUCUUUCCAGUUUGGAUGUUUUUGGAGAUGAUCGGUCUGUGCAGAUGUGGUACCAUAUUUGGUCAGCUGUGAUGCCAACUCAGGCACUUCAGUUUUGUACAUAAUCCUUCAGCAAAUACUUUCUAAAUUACCUCAACUGUCUUUUUCUUCUGUAGAAUUUCAUACUAUAACGUUUUUUCACGUCAAACCACACAGGUGCGAUGUGUCUGACACGUGCAAGAUCAGAUUACUCACUCAUACAAGUCAUGCUCAAGUGUUGAUACCGCUGUGACUGGUUACCGAUAGUGAGACGAGCGGGCUGCCAUGCUGAUUACUGGUAAAUAAUAUCAUUAAUUACCUGACGUGGGACCAAAAAUGAAUGUUGUAAAUAAAAAAAAAAAAACAACAAAAAACCAGA